Molecule: messenger RNA, 1907 nt
Organism: Chondrus crispus (carragheen)
Lineage: Eukaryota; Rhodophyta; Florideophyceae; Gigartinales; Gigartinaceae
Exons: 2
Coding region: 1-1782 (593 amino acids)
Biological process (GO): amino acid activation for nonribosomal peptide biosynthetic process; secondary metabolite biosynthetic process
Cellular component (GO): cytoplasm
Molecular function (GO): phosphopantetheine binding
Source: RefSeq, a predicted model, not a curated record
AUGCAUCGCCCCGAGCCCACCCCUCCAUUCUCCAACACUACAACUUCUACAACGCUUCGCCCCCUUCCCAACUCAUCUUCUUUAACUCAUAACAACUCACCUACCAUGCCGUUCUCACCCUCAUCCACCCUCAUCCAACCCUCCCACCCGGCUCUUCAAACCCUCUCUCCCUCUGAUCGCCAUCUGUUCUGCAAGUAUGCAUCCGGCCCGCAACAGUCUCCCGCCUUUCCCACCGUCCUUGCCGCCUUCGAACAAAUGGCAACCACUCACCCGCAUGCCCUCGCCGCAACUGAAGUCCUGGAAGACGGUCAACUCAGCGACGAUGCCAACAUCACAUACGCCCAGCUCAACGCACAAGCCAACAAGCUCGCCUUCCUCAUGCAAGAGCGAGGCGUCUCCAACGGCGAUGCUGUCUGCCUCUUUCUCAAGCGCAGCGUCCAAAUGAUCGUCGGCAUCAUCGCCUCACUCAAGGUGGGCGCUUGUUACGUGCCGCAGCACGUCGGCCUCGCCCCAGACACCCAGCUCUUGAACGUCGCUGAUGCAACGAGCGCCAAGGUCGUUCUCACCAUGGAUGAGCUCCAAGAAAAGCUGCCCGAAUUCCCUCCGCACGUCUCCGUCAUCCCCAUCGGCAGCGUCAUGCGUGACGCAAAACUGCCAACUGCAGAGCCCUCGCUGUCGCGCGCAGUGCGUCCCUCGGACCGGUGCUACAUCAUUUUCACCUCUGGCACAACCGGUGCCCCCAAGGGCGUGCAAGUCACGCACGCAAACGUCGCCAACGUCCUGCUCACCUCCCCCAUGGACCUGGGCAUGGCGCCCGGCGUGCGAGUUGGUCAGAUUCUCAGCAUCGCCUUCGACAUGGGGGCGUGGGAGAUUCUGGGGUGCUUGUCACACGGGGCCACGCUCGUCAUACGGCAUCGCAGCAUUGCCAACGCUGUCAAGCUUGUCGACGUCGUUAUCUCUACGCCCACCGUGCUCGGGACGUUGGACGCCGCCGAGAUGACACACGUUAAGACGGUGGCAGUCGCUGGCGAGCCUUGUCCGCGCGGGUUGGCAGCGACGUGGGGCAAGUUUGCGACGUUCUACAACUCGUGCGGCCCGACCGAGACGACGAUCGUCAACACGGCAAAACGCUUCGAUCCUGAGUCCACUGUGCUCACCAUCGGAAAGCCGACACCGAACAACACGGUAUACGUACUCGACCCUGAGACGCUGGAGCCGUGCAAGAUCGGGGAAGUUGGGGAGAUGUGGGCAGGCGGUGAAUGCGUUUCAGCGGGAUACCUGAACAAGCCGGGGCUGACAGCUGAGCGGUACCUUGUGGACCCUUUCAUAAACGGCGUGAAUUCGUUUAUGUACAAGACAGGAGACCUCGGUCGAUGGGACGCCAACGGGGAACUGGAGCACUACGGGCGCGUGGACGAUCAGGUCAAGGUGAAGGGCUUCCGUGUGGAGCUGGAUGGUGUAUCUGCGAUGGCCGAGACUGCACAUGGGGUGGAGAAGGCGGUGGUUCUGAAGAUCGGAACUGAGCUGGUAGCGUUCGUGACACCGGAGUACGCGAAGACAGAGGCUGUCAAGGAGGCAGUGGGCAUCAAGCUGCCGUACUACUGUGUGCCUUCCCGUGUUGUGGGAAUGGGAGCUCUGCCCAAGACCGGGAACGGGAAAGUAGACAAGCGGACGUUGAAGGAAAUGGAUGCGAGAAAGGUGUUGCAGCCCAUGCUGACAAGGAGGUCGAGCUCGCGGGUCUCUCACGUCAGAAGUACUCUGCGAACACUUCGGGUAUUGUGAGCGAAUACUGUAGAUGCAGUAGCUUAUACUAUUUAAUCGUUAUUAGCUUCCAAAUGUUGCAAGAAGACUUUGUCUUCCGUGCACUUGGUUUGGAUAUAUUCUCCUUUCUUUCUUCUCAUUCUUAA